Molecule: messenger RNA, 153 nt
Organism: Paraglomus brasilianum
Lineage: Eukaryota; Fungi; Glomeromycota; Glomeromycetes; Paraglomerales; Paraglomeraceae
Source: the annotation of a GenBank genome assembly
CUUGUGGUGUAAGAUCAGCCAUUCCCACAUCUUCACUUCACUACAAGUUGUUUGAGAGAUUCUUAACUGUUACUGAAUUUAUGGCCAUUGACUUAUACGGUCAGAUUACAGUUAGAUUACAGUUGGCAAGAGUUUCGCUCUGUAAAGGUGCUG